AUCGAUUGGCACACCUCUACAUUUUUGGCAGCUUAUUUCUCCUGCUCGCGUUGCUGCAUGGUGCUAAGUAAAAAGAGGCUGACCAUAAGCCUCGGUGAACGAUGCUUUACCUAUAAAGUCCGUCACAGGGUGCUUUAGGCGGGUGUGCGGUCUUCUCUUUCUCCUUCCCGUCAAAGGGAGGUAGGUACCCGCGCCCUACGAAACUCUCAGCACACCGCGGAGCGCACAUGGGCGCAUCGACAGCUAGACUACAAUGACUGGACAUAUUUCUCCUAUCCCUUCAUGUUUACGUGCAAUAAAGGUUUUGCAUCUUGCAGUGGACAGUUGAUGCCUCUAAGACCAACCAUUUAAUUCGAUGGAUCUGAAUGGAUCGCUGAUUAUUUCGACUCUGGGAAUUAAUGCUGGGCGUUUUGCGUGAGGAUGCUUGGUAGCUCUUGUAGGUAAGAGCUAGGAUGGUGGGGGGGGAGGUGAACGGGCACAGCUACCUAGUGGCCUGCUGGCAGCCCAUCCUAAUCUUGAUGCUUGGCACUGUGCUGUCAGGCUCCACCACUGGCUGCCCGUCACGUUGUGAGUGCAGUGCCCAGGAGCGUUCAGUGGUGUGCCACCGCAAGAAGCUGACAGCCAUCCCAGACGGCAUCCCCACUGAGACACGGCUGCUUGACUUGAGCAAGAAUCGGCUCAAGGUUGUCAAUCCGGAGGAGUUUGCUGGCUACCCACACCUGGAGGAGCUGGAGCUCAAUGAGAACAACAUCUCAAGCAUUGAGCCGGGAGCCUUUAGCAACCUUUAUGGCUUACGGACGUUGGGGCUACGCAAUAAUAAUCUGAAGCUCAUUCAACUGGGUGUUUUCAUGGGCCUCAACAACCUCACUAAACUGGACAUCAGUGAGAAUAAAAUUGUCAUUUUACUGGAUUACAUGUUCCAAGACCUAUUCAAUUUAAAGUCUCUAGAAGUGGGUGACAAUGACCUUGUCUUUAUUUCCAACAGAGCGUUUCAUGGUCUUAGCAGCCUGGAGCACCUCACGCUAGACAAGUGCAACCUGACGUCCAUACCCACAGAGGCAUUUGCUCAGCUGCACAACCUCAUCACACUCAAGAUUAGGUACCUCAACAUUAAUAUAAUCAGGGAUUAUUCUUUCAAGCGGCUCUACCGGCUAAAAAUUCUCGAGAUCGAUAACUGGCCAUACCUGGAUACUAUGACUUCCAACUGCCUCUAUGGACUCAACCUCACCUCCUUGACCAUCACUAACUGCAAUUUGACUGUUGUUCCUUAUUUGGCUAUACGGCAUCUUGUGUACUUACAUUUCCUGAACCUGUCUUUUAACCCCAUUCAUAUCAUCGAAGGGAAUAAGCUGAACGACUUGCUCCGCAUCAAGGAGUUUCAUCUGGUUGGUGGAAGGCUAAUGGCUAUCGAGCCCUACUCUUUCCGAGGACUUAACUACUUGCGAAUUCUCAAUGUCUCAAGCAACUCCCUGUCGACUCUGGAGGAGUCAGCUUUCCACUCAGUGGGUAACUUGGAGACUCUGGCUCUGCAUGACAACCCCUUGGCCUGUGACUGUCGGCUGCUCUGGGUCUUCCGUCGUCGCUGGAGGCUUAAUUUCAAUCGGCAGCAGCCCACAUGCUCGUCCCCUGAUUUUGUGCGGGGGAAAGAGUUUAAAGAUUUCCCGGAUGUUCUGCCAUCAAAUUACUUCACCUGCAGCAAGUCGAAGAUUCUUGACCACACUGCCCAGCAGAAGUUUGUCGAUGAAGGAACGACCAUCCACUUCACAUGUCAGGCAGAUGGCGAUCCUGCCCCUGUGAUCAUGUGGCUGUCCCCUCGGAAGCAACUGAUUACCAGCAAAACAACUGGGAGGAGGUCUGUUCUUCCGGAUGGCAGCUUGGAGGUGAGAUAUGCGCAGAUCCAAGAUAAUGGCACAUACACAUGCAUCGCCAGCAACGCGGGGGGCAACGACUCUGCUCUUGCCCAGCUGUUUGUGCGCAGUUACUCCCCAGGAUGGCCGCACCAGCCCAACAAGACAUUUGCCUUCAUCUCCAACCAGCCCAAUGACAUGAAUGGCAAUGAGACAAAGGCCACAGUCCCUUUCCCCUUUGACAUGAAGACCUUGAUUAUUGCCACCACCAUGGGCUUUAUUUCCUUCCUUGGCGUCGUCCUGUUUUGUCUCGUGCUCCUUUUCCUCUGGAGCAGGGGCAAAGGCAACACAAAGCCAAAUAUCGAGAUUGAGUUUGUGCCCCGCCGGUCGGACACUGACACAGGCAGCAGCAUAGAUGCCCCUCGUAGGAUCAACAUGAAAAUGAUCUGAGUGGAUCCCCAGAUUGAAAUCUGUCAAAUUCCAUGCACAUUUAGUCAUUAAUGACUAUUUUCAUGGCAGUUCACUUUGUUGUAAUGCAUUAAGUUUCCUUCCUUGAACUUGGGGUUGAUGAGCAUAUUAAUUAUUUAACAACAGUGAACCAUAUGAUGCUAUAGCACUUUUUGCUCACUCACUUUUCACAUGCAGAUUUCACUCUUAGAGUCUCCAUAUUUUAUUUGUCAAUGGCGACUGUUUAUUUGAAUAAGAAAGUGGGCUGACCUGAUGGUAAUGUGAUAUGAUGCCAGUGCACCUGCUUUCAGGUAAUGAUUUUUAAUUAUUAAAUAGAGAUUAAUGUAUAUUUUUAAUUUUGUCCUAAAACUGCCACAAAUACUUGUAUCUGUGGCACACAGAUGAAGGCCUUUGAUGAACUUUAAGUUCAGUGGGCAUAUGUGCGUGUACAAGUCCCUUUGUUGUACGAACAAGCCUAAUAAUUAUACCGUUAUACAGAAAAUGAAACUUAAAAAUGAUAUAUAGCAGGCACCCAAUAGCUGUCUGUAGAGAGAGACAGACAACUAUAUAUAUAAAACACAUAUCUGCAUUCGAGUUGAUGUUACAUGACUGUAUAGUAAUUGUGUAUGCUAAAAUACUGUAUAUAGAUUGGAUACAAAUGAGUGUAUGUGUAAUCUCCAAGAAUUGCAUUUCAUGAUGUUUCCUCACAGAAGAACAUGAAUAUUGCUAGAAACCCCACUAAAAUGCAUCACAUUGCCUGACUGUAAUGGGUUUAGGCUGUACAGCAGAUAUCCCAUCCUACUGACGCUAUUGUGGUCUCAAUAUAUGAUGUUUCUAGUCUUUAUAUAUA
This is a messenger RNA of Brienomyrus brachyistius, 3144 nucleotides long. Its product is annotated as leucine-rich repeat and immunoglobulin-like domain-containing nogo receptor-interacting protein 1-B. Gene Ontology annotation, molecular function: protein binding. Lineage: Eukaryota; Metazoa; Chordata; Actinopteri; Osteoglossiformes; Mormyridae. The coding region runs from base 453 to 2297 and encodes 614 amino acids. The record is from RefSeq and is a predicted model, not a curated record. Gene Ontology annotation, cellular component: plasma membrane. The transcript is spliced from 2 exons.